Echinops telfairi (small Madagascar hedgehog) is the source of this 1709-nucleotide messenger RNA. It is a transcript of the gene RHEB, whose product is annotated as Ras homolog, mTORC1 binding. Lineage: Eukaryota; Metazoa; Chordata; Mammalia; Afrosoricida; Tenrecidae. Gene Ontology annotation, cellular component: plasma membrane. The record is from RefSeq and is a predicted model, not a curated record. Bases 29 to 544 code for a protein of 171 amino acids. Gene Ontology annotation, molecular function: GTP binding; GTPase activity; GDP binding. The transcript is spliced from 8 exons. Gene Ontology annotation, biological process: small GTPase-mediated signal transduction.
AGUUCGAAACGUGAGGAGGAAGACAGGAAUGUCUGCUACUGGGAAAUCUUCAUUGACAAUACAGUUUGUUGAAGGCCAAUUUGUUGAUUCCUACGAUCCAACCAUAGAAAACACCUUUACAAAGUUGAUCACAGUAAAUGGACAAGAAUAUCAUCUUCAACUUGUGGACACAGCUGGGCAGGAUGAAUAUUCCAUCUUUCCUCAGACAUACUCUAUAGACAUCAAUGGUUAUAUUCUUGUGUACUCUGUUACAUCAAUCAAAAGUUUUGAGGUGAUUAAAGUUAUCCAUGGCAAAUUGUUGGAUAUGGUGGGGAAAGUUCAAAUACCCAUUAUGUUGGUGGGAAAUAAGAAAGAUCUACAUAUGGAAAGGGUGAUCAGUUACGAAGAAGGGAAAGCUUUAGCAGAAUCUUGGAAUGCAGCUUUUUUGGAAUCUUCUGCUAAAGAGAAUCAGACUGCUGUUGAUGUUUUCAGAAGGAUAAUUUUGGAGGCAGAAAAAAUUGAUGGCGCAACUUCACAAGGAAAGUCUUCCUGCUCAGUGAUGUAAUCCUACUGCAGAACCUGAGGACACUGGGGAUAUACUUUGCCUGAAGAAGCAAACUGCCCAUUUUCCUUUCCUUAAGAUAAACUAUGCUUCUUUUUUCUUCUGUUAGCCUGAAAGACAUCAUUUGGGUCAGAGCCUCACACACACACACACAACUUUCAGAUUAUGUUAAAACUCUGACUGUCCAAAUGAGUUCACUUCCAUUUUCAAAUUUUAAGCAAUCAUAUUUUCAAUUUAUAUAUUGUAUUUCUUAAUAAUAUUAUGACCAAGAAUUUUACUGGCAUUAAUUUUUCAGUGUAGUUUGUUGUUUAAAAUAAUGUAAUCAUCAAAAUACUUAUUGUUACACUACUAUAAACUAAGCUUGGUACAUCAGUGUUUAUUUUAUUUCAUUGUGUUAAAUGUAUACUUGUAAAUAAAAUAGCUGCAAACCUUAGCCCUUUGUGCUUCUUAAUAUGGCAUGUAGAAAUGAAAACCCUGUUCUCCUGAGACUGUCCUUGUCCUUCAGGAAUGCUCUGGAUUGGAUUCUGGGAAUAUGUGGAGAAUGUGGCCACAGAAGCUGGCUUGUCAACCCCUUCAAAGCGCCUGCUGACUCAAGAGCUGACUGGCUAUUGGAGAUAGGCCUCUGUGGGUGACAGGCCAGGAGCUGCAAUGUGGCAGCAAAUGGAGAAUUUGUAAAUGUGUUAUGAGUUGGAUUAGAUUCAAAUGGUUAAUAGCCUUGCAGUUAUUCCCCAGUAAUUACUAUAUCAUUUCCUUUCACCCUAAAAUUCCCUAAACCUUGAUUAGAAUAUUUAGCAGCAGGUGGGAUUAUGGUGGUUUAUUUAACAUAAUGUUCCUACUAUCCAUUUACUUAUGUAUCAUGUCAUUUGAAAGAAAGGAAAUGUUAGGAGGUGUGUGUGUGUGAGAGAGAGAGAGAGAGGUUCCCAUCACCAUCCCAUAACCUCCAGGAGGUUAAAGGACAGGGAUAUUAAUAAGUAUUCUGUGUUGGGGCUUCCUAAGACACACAUUGCAUACAGCAUUGAAGGAGACAGAGUGAAACUCCUUCCUCUCUUUUCCAGUUAAGAUCCCAUUUUUAAAACGUAAAUGUUAUCGUUGACUUUACUAAUGUAAUUUUGCUUUGCAACUGAUUUUUAAUGAAAAAUUAUGUUCAAUAAAGUUUGUCAACACAGUA